Molecule: messenger RNA, 6223 nt
Organism: Stegostoma tigrinum
Lineage: Eukaryota; Metazoa; Chordata; Chondrichthyes; Orectolobiformes; Stegostomatidae
Gene: dna2
Product: DNA replication helicase/nuclease 2
Exons: 21
Coding region: 41-4339 (1432 amino acids)
Biological process (GO): replication fork reversal
Cellular component (GO): cytoplasm
Molecular function (GO): 5'-flap endonuclease activity; single-stranded DNA helicase activity
Source: RefSeq, a predicted model, not a curated record
CGUGGUCUGGCAGCGCGCGGGCUAGUUGUCUGUUGCCGCCAUGUCGCGGAGCGGGGAGCGAGUCUGUGGGUGUACUCCAUUGGUGGGGAAGACUCCGUUGGUGGGGAAGAAACCUUUUGCAGAAAUUAGACAUGGGCAGAAAACCACUGAAACAAAGUGGAACCGCAGGACUGUCCCAGUGACUAUCAGUUUGUUGGAAAGCAGUGAAGGUGAAGAGGAUUGGAUGGAAGCAGUUGUGAAGUUACCCGAAUCAAGUGAAGUACUUCCUGAAUCUCCAGUGGCUAUAGCAGAUGAUUUUGUUCCUGAAACACCAGCCAGUGAAAUAGCAGCACAACCCAAGUUGCAAAUGCCCAGUGUGAUGACACCACCGACUUUCCAUGCCUAUCGUUCCAAGUUGAAUUCAUCGAAGAAAUGUACCAGAGUUAAAGUUCAGCUGUUUUCAAACAGUGAAAAUACUGGAGCUGUGAAAUCAAGUCGACGACACAGUGUCAGCAGCAAGACUAAGAGACAGGAUUUGUUGAGAGAUCGUGAAAACUUUUCUCCUGUUUGCUUAUUUGGGAAGAGAUCUGCUGGUCCUAAUGAGGUACCCAGAUUGAAAAAGCAGAAAUCAGCUCCAGUGAAGGAAGUAAUUGGUGACAUGGUCCAGGAUAAACAGGACUGUUCUGAUUGUCUUCUGCAAGAGUGUCUUGUGGCUAUUAACCAGGCUCCGCUUGGACCACAGUUGUGCAACGUUGUGAAGAAAACUGUGAAUGAAAAGCUGCGAGAUAGAAAACUGCAAAAUGGGCAGAUGAGACAAUGUGGGAAUUAUGUUUUGAAGCCACUCUCUUCUCCAAACUGUUUAUCUAAAGAUGCAAACCUUCCUGUGUCUGUGUGGAAUAACGUGGGGAGCCUGCCAUUGCCCACAUCCACCACUCUGUUAAGAAAUCCCUUCAAGAGAAUAGAUAGACUGUGUACAAAUUCACAGAAUAAAAGUUGUGAUUCAGUAUUUGUUCAAAUAGCAAAAACUAAGUACGGUAACCAUAGUAAAGAGGAUGCAGACUGGAAUUGUGUUGAGCCCACAGUGCCAACAGAUAAAACAGGAGAAGUGGAGAUUAUGAAAAGCCCUGGCACAACUUUGGGGCAUCAUAAUGUGAACAAUAUUCACCUUUGUAUUGAUGAAGAAUGUGAAGAGCAAUGUGUCAAAUCUGAGGACGACAUUGGAAAUGCUGCAGCAGAUUUAAAGACUGUGUCUUCUCCGGUUGAACUAUAUUUUAGUGUGACGAACAAACCCCAGAUCUCAAAUGUUACAAAACAAUCAGAUGCACUGGGAGAAUCAAAGAGCAGAAGCUGCUCACAGAGUUUCAGUCGUGCAGCAGAGAUGCCGAAUUCUUCGAGUGAGAAGUGUUUAAAUGCUGCUGCAAGUGUGUGUAAAGGUCGGUACCAAGUGGUGUUGAUUAAUGAAGUCUUCAGUCCCAGUGGUGAUCGAGAAAAAUACUUGACAAUUACAGCGAGCCAAAAAGGCACAGACGGCCGCAGUGACACCCAGCAGUGUGUUCUGAAGGAUGAUUGGGACGCCGUUGAGGUCAAAGUCGGGGAUACGGUCUAUGUUGAAGGAGAGAAGUGUUCUGAUACCUUUGUAGUAAGCAGGGAAAAGGGGUACCUGAUUGUGAACCCAGACCACCUUAUUUCUGGGACUAGUGUUGCAAACAGCAUCCGGUGCAUGCGUAAGGCUGUGUUGAAUGAGAGAUUUAAGGCCUGUGAAAAGGGAACGCAACAGAUGUUAGUUGGCACUCUAGUUCAUGAGAUCUUUCAAAAAGCAGCAAUGAGCAACAGGUUUACUCAGAAUGCAUUGGAAGAAGUGGCCUCUCAAACAGUAUAUUCCCAAAAGUACUUGGGAGAGAUGUACAGUUUGAAUCUGAGUCAAGCGGAUAUGAUGCAAGCAGUACGUGAUUACCUCCCAUCGUUAGUGACCUGGGCUCAAGAUUUCAUGGAUAAUUCUGCUCAGUCCAGCAAACGGCAAUUGCAGCUAAAACUACCCAGUGACAGAAAUUCGUCCAGACUGGCAUCAAUCUGUGGCAUCACAGUGCUUGAUAUUGAAGACAUUGAGGAGAAUAUUUGGUCCCCGAGGUUUGGAUUAAAAGGCAAGAUUGAUGUAACAGCAUCUGUUAAAAUUCACUGCCAACCCAGGACACAAACUAAAGUCAUGCCGUUGGAGCUUAAAACUGGGAAAGAAUCUAAUUCAGUGGAGCACAGAAGUCAGGUAAUCCUGUACACCUUACUGAGCCAGGAACGCAGGGAAGAUCCUGAAGCUGGAUUUCUCUUGUACCUCAAAACUGGUGCCAUGCAUCCAGUACCAGGAAAUCGUAUGGACAAGAGAGAAUUGCUGAAGCUAAGGAACCAGCUGGUCUUUUAUUUAACCAAUGGCAUUGUCUGGCCAGCAUCAAAGAAUACUGACAUCAAGGCCGCAGUACUCCCUCCCAUCAUCAGUGACCAACAGACUUGCAGGUUCUGCUCACAGCGACGCAACUGUGCUUUAUACAGCAGGGCAGUGGAGCAGGAGUUGGAGAACUGUUCUGUACCUGCAGAUGUGAAGCCAAUUCUGCAAGAAGAGACUGAGCACUUGGAACUUGUUCACUUGCAAUACUUCCGUCUCUGGUACUUGCUCUGUGUUCUGGAGGCGCAAGCUGUUGAUAAGAAAGAAGGACUGAAAAACAUCUGGCUGCACUCUGCAGAGGAAAGGGAGCAGCAGGGAUGCUGUGUUGCUAACCUUGUGCGCAGUGAUUGCAUCCAGACCAUUGCUGAUGGACAGUAUGAGCAUAAAUUCACGCGGAGGGCUGGAUCAAUAUCAAAAACCUCAUUAAUGGUUGGAGACAGAGUCGUUGUAAGUGGUCAGGAGAAAAUGCUGCUUGCUGUCGCUUCUGGAUAUGUCACUGACAUCUGCUCAUUCCAGAUCACAUGUACUUUAGAUCGGAACCUCUCAAGGCUGCCACUAGAAACUAUCUUCAGACUUGAUCAUGAAGAGGGAGUUGGAAAUGUGAACAUUCAUUUAGGGAAUCUUUCGAAGUUGAUGGAAAAAUCUGUAAUCAGUGAUAAACUACGGAAGUUGAUCAUCGACCUCAGGCCUCCACAAUUCAUUCCUUUCCUGAGCACUGUACUCCCAGGGGAAGCAAAGGAAACGGUGGCCAAUAUUUUGCGAGGCCUGAACAAACCUCAGAAACAAGCAGUGAAGCGGGUACUACUUUCCAAGGACUACACACUUAUCAUGGGCAUGCCCGGAACAGGCAAAACUACCACUAUCUGUACUCUGGUGAGAAUCCUUCAUGCUUGUGGUUUCAGUGUCCUCCUAACAAGUUAUACUCACUCAGCUGUUGAUAACAUUUUAUUGAAAUUGGCUCGUUUCAAGGUGGGCUUCCUGCGUUUGGGACGUUUCCAAAAGGUUCAUCCAGACAUUCGGAAGUUCACAGAUGAGGACAUUUGUAGAAGGAGAUCCAUCCAAACCAUAACUGAGCUCGAAAGGCUGUAUAAAAGCGAACUGGUGGUUGCAACAACAUGUAUGGGAAUGAAACACCCAAUAUUCAGUCAAAGAAGGUUUGACUUCUGUAUUGUGGAUGAGGCAUCCCAGAUCAACCAGCUGAUCUGCCUGGGCCCUUUAUUUGCUGCUGAUCGGUUUGUAUUGGUGGGAGAUCAUCAACAGCUACCUCCCAUUGUUCAGAGCUCAGAUGCCAGAUCUCUGGGAAUGGAUGAGAGUUUGUUUAAACGUCUGGAGCAGAAUCUUGAUGCAGUCGUUCAACUGAACGUUCAGUACAGAAUGAACAGUACGAUUAUGUCACUCAGCAACAAGUUAAUAUAUGAAGGAAAGUUGGUGUGUGGUUCAGAACAAAUAGCAACUGCAACUUUACAGCUGCCCAAGUGGAAUGAGCUGCAUGUACUUGGCCUGAAAGAUACUUGGCUACAAGAUGCCCUGGAGCCAUAUGAACCUGUUUGUUUCCUUGACACUGAAAAGGUGCCAGCUCCGGAGAGAGAUGAACCAUAUGGACUGAGCAACCUGACCGAAGCUGAGCUGGUGUAUUGCUUGACAACAGUGCUGGUAAAGGUUGGCUGCAAGCCCUGUAACAUUGGGAUUAUUGCACCUUAUAGACAACAACUUAAAGCUAUCUCUGCUGUGUUGAAGCGGGAAAAAGCCUUCAGUGCUGUUGAGGUCAAUACAGUGGACAAGUACCAGGGGAGAGACAAAAGUGUGAUUAUUCACAUACAGUCUUUGUUGCAAAGCAUGUGCAUUUGUCUUCCUGAAAAAUGUGAAUGUGGGCAGAACUGCUGUUUAGUGUUGUGUGCCUAUGAAAGGGAUAUACUUGAAUCAUAACUGAACCUCUAUCUACCUCCUGGAUAAGCACUGCCAAGCUAGACUGACCUAUGCCUGUCAUUCAGGUGGAUCUACUGCCUCUAAAUAUGAACCUAAACUAAUUGAUUAGAAAUUCCUCACAUUGUUUAGUUAAUUCUGAAGAAGUUUGAAUUCCCUCAACUACCAAUUUCUAAAUUAGGUGGACAUAAGCUCAAAAUUAUGUCGCACCAACUCAACUACUCAAACUCUAUUAAUGUAUGACACUGCAUCACAUCAUAUUAAUGUGUAAUACCCAACAUAUACAUUAUUGUAACACUGUGAAAGAUUUGGAAGUAUUUCUGGUAUCCUGUUGCCAAGAUGAGGGAUAUUGGUUGUUAACUUCCAGAUCUUAAAAGAGAUUGUAAAGUCAGUGCAGAUUUCAUUUAGUCAAUGUAUAUCCAAACUCAGCAUCUCAAUUUGCCUUUUCAUGGCUUUGAUGUGCACAACUGAACCAUUUUAUUUCUCAUUUAUUGCAGCACUUUCAUUUAUUGGCUUAUGGACAUUGGUGAAUUAAAUCCUUGCCAUUUAAGGGAUAGCUGCAGGGAUGGAGGAGGAAUGGGGAGCUGUAUGUUCACUGUAGUGUAGAAAAUUUUGUGGUACACCAGAAUGGGUUGCUAUGUGCUUAUGUACUGAUGAUCUGGUAGAAUGCUAUUUCUGAUACCCUGGGCUGCUGCUUAUAUCAUUUAAGAUUGUUGAGACUUCCUGGACCAGUUGGGAAGUGAUUACCAUUAUAGAGUUUCCAGCACAUUAACCUGGUGUACCUAUUUUAAUACAUACUUGUAGCUGCGCAACAAUUUCAAUAAAGUUUACAAAAAUUAACCAAAACAGACAUUUUCAUUUUUACAUUGAAACACUGAUUUUGUCCUGUGACUGAGAAGGGGGACCUUUUAGGGAUCAAUGAUUACAGUAUCGUAAAAUUUUAGCUAGCUAUGGAAAAGGACAAAGAACAAUCCAGACAAAGAAUAAUUAACGGGAAGGAAAGCCAAUGGGGUAAGAAUGGAUCAGACAGAUAAAUAGGAAUUAAAAUGUUGCCAGACAAGACUGUAACUGUAGAAACUAUAAAAUUACAGUCAGUUCGGGCACAUGCUGGAGAACGCAUAUGCAAAAAUAGCUGUCACUUUCCACUAGUUAUAAUCUUCAAGUAUUUGAUGCCAGAAGACAGUAAAAUUUUACCUAUUAUACCCUAGUUUGAAAAGAAAGUGUAAAAGAACAGCAACUGUAGGCCAACUGUUUAACUUUGGUGAGGAAACUUCUAGAAAUGAUUAAUUGGGACAAAUGAAUUAAUUACAUAAAGUCAGUUUGAAUUUGUAUGGUAUCAUGCUUAAUUUACUUCAGUGUUUUUAAGAAGUAACAUAAAAGUUUGCUGACAAUAAUUCAGUUGAUUCCAAAAGGCAUUUGAUAAAGUACCAUUUGAUUGUUUUAUCAGAGAAUGUAACACUCAUAGAAUAAAAGGCAUGGAUAUAGAAUUGGUUUACUGACAGAAAACAGUGUAAUGAUAUUUUUCUUGAACCAGAAUGUGAAUUUUUUUUUGUGGAAUCAUUAUAGCCGGUGAAGUUUAAUGCAAAGAAGUGUCACUGAUUUACUUUUCUAGGACAAAUGCAGAGAGAUGAUAUAGUUUUAAAGGGAAUGUAGUAACAGUAACUUCUGUGUACAGCAAAUUUUGUUUGAACCAGGACUCUUGACAAACCGACAAAAAUUAUACUCUGAAAUACUGGAAGUUUACGAUAUUAUUGUUAUAUCUGAGUAGUUGGCCAAGGGUGCAAUUGAGAAGGCUCCCUAUCAAUAAGUUUUAUUUAAGGCAUAGUUACAUCAUUAUAAGUGAUUUAUGCUGUAAAUAAAAAUGUCUGCAUAUACCCCCUGCAUAAA